Molecule: messenger RNA, 1386 nt
Organism: Plasmodium gallinaceum
Lineage: Eukaryota; Apicomplexa; Aconoidasida; Haemosporida; Plasmodiidae
Product: inner membrane complex protein, putative
Exons: 1
Coding region: 1-1386 (461 amino acids)
Biological process (GO): magnesium ion transport
Cellular component (GO): membrane
Molecular function (GO): magnesium ion transmembrane transporter activity
Source: RefSeq, a predicted model, not a curated record
AUGUUAACAGUAAUAGGAUCAAUAUUUAUGGCUAUAGCAAAUACUUUUAUGAAAUUAGGAUUAAGUGACUCAAAAAAAAAAAAAUAUUUUUUUAGUAAUUAUUCUUGUGAUAUGAAAUGGUAUGUUGGAUUUGUUGUUUAUUGUUUUGGUUCAUUUUUGCAUAUAAUUGCUCUUGGAUUUGCACCUGCAAGUACUUUAGCACCAAUGAAUUCAUUUGGAUUAAUUGCAAAUGCGAUAGUAGCAAAUAUUUAUUUACAUGAAAAAUUAGGAAAAAUUGAAAUAAUAUCUACAUUAGGUAUAUUUUUUGGUAUUAGUAUAUGUGCAUGUGCAUCUUUCUUAUGUGAAACUGAGAAUGUACUUUUUAAUCCUUUUAAUAUAAUUGAGAGUUGGAAAAAUCCAUGGUAUAUUUUUUACAUUUUUAUUUCUAUAUUUUUAUCUUUUUUUACUUUGAUUUAUCUAAAUUAUGAGGAAAACAAGAUAAUAUUAGGAAAUGAAGAAAUUUAUGCUGCUAAGAAAUAUGUAGAGUUAAGUGUUUAUGAUGAAAAAAAAGAAGAAAUAGAAGAAAGUAAUAUGAACUCUUUGAUAAAUAAUAAAAAAAUAAAUGAAACAUUAAAUAUAUAUCCAAAAAGUAUAGGAUUAUCUUACGGUUUUUUAGCUGGUUUGAUUGGGUCACAAUGUGUUUUAGAAAUAAAAGAAAUUGUAGCAUUCUUAAAUAUCGGUUUAACAAAUAAGCAUAUAUAUAAAACUCCUUUACCACAUUUAUGUUUUAUAUUUCUUGUAAUAUCAAUUUAUUUGCAGAUACAUUUUUUAAAUUUAGGGUUAACAAGGGGUGAUGCAACUUUAGUUGUUCCUACUUAUUAUGUAUUUUGGACGUUUUUUGGAACAUUAGGAGGUUUAGUUAAAUUUAAUGAAAUUCAAAAUUUUAAUUUUAAUUCUAUUAUCUUAUUUUUAGUUGGAUUUGUAUUAACUGUUUUAUUUAUUUCUAUAUUAGCUGUACAAGAAAUAACAUUUUUACGUAAAUACGUAGAUAAAGAAGUCCCUGAUUUACCUUUAGAAAAUUUAGAUAUUCAUACACAAGUCUUGCAGAAUAAAAAAUUAUCAAAACAAGUUUUAUUAAAUAUGGGACUAUUUCCAGUUUCUCUACUUGGAACUACAGUUGGAAGAAAAAAAUUUCGUCCAUUAUAUGAGAGAUUUAGAAGAACAAGAAGCAUUUUAUCAGAUACUCACAUUGGAGAUCAGCAUUGUGAAUAUUCGAUUGAUAAUAAUAUAUAUAACGCCUAUACAUUACCUUAUGAUAUAUAUAAUACAAAUAAAGAUAAUUUUAAUGACAAAAAAAAAAAAAUAAGAAAUAAUGACAAACAAGUUGAAAAUACUUAUAUUUUUUGA